This is a messenger RNA of Anopheles maculipalpis, 1485 nucleotides long. RefSeq names its product tRNA modification GTPase GTPBP3, mitochondrial. Gene Ontology annotation, molecular function: GTP binding; protein binding; GTPase activity. The record is from RefSeq and is a predicted model, not a curated record. Lineage: Eukaryota; Metazoa; Arthropoda; Insecta; Diptera; Culicidae. The transcript has 3 exons. The coding region runs from base 1 to 1485 and encodes 494 amino acids. Gene Ontology annotation, biological process: tRNA methylation; tRNA wobble uridine modification. Gene Ontology annotation, cellular component: mitochondrion; cytoplasm.
AUGUUGGUCGCUCGUUCGUAUCGUGCUUUGUUUAGCAAACAAGUGAACGAUUUGGUGGUGAAUCCAUCAUUGAGAUACAACUCCACAAUCUUUGGAUUAUCGUCAGGUUUCGGAAAAUGUGGAGUAGCAGUAAUACGUGUUUCCGGAUCAGCGUCACGAUCUAUCGUCCAGAAAAAGACACGCUUAAAACCGUUUCCAGAACCUCGGCGAGCUUUGCUGACGAAAAUUUUCCAUGGCAAAACAAAUGAAAUGAUAGAUCGGGGACUGUUGCUGUGGUUUCCUGGUCCAAACAGCUUCACCGGGGAGGAUACGGUUGAAUUUCAAGUACACGGAGGCACAGCAAUAGUUUCCGCCAUGUACGAUAGCUUAGCUUCGUUCCCCGACACAAGGAUAGCCGAGCCGGGCGAAUUUACUAAACGCGCAUUGUACGCCGGCAAAAUGGAUCUAACGGAAGUGGAAGGUUUAGCGGAUUUAAUACACGCCGAAACAGAAGCGCAACGGAAGCAAGCAUUGCGACAAGCGAACGGUCAGCUUUCGUGUUUUUACAACACUUUGCGCACUCGGCUAGUCAAUGCUAUUGCUAGUAUUGAAGCUUACAUUGAUUUUUCCGAAGACCAAGUUGUCGAUGAUAGUGUACUAAGCGGUGCCGUGCUGAAGAUUGAAGAAGUCAUCGACGAACUGAAGGUGCACCUUAAUGACAAUCGACGUGGCGAACGGCUUCGAAACGGUGUUCGAACAGCAAUCGUUGGAGCGCCAAAUGUAGGAAAAAGUAGCUUAAUCAAUCUGCUCAGCCAGCGCAACGUUUCGAUCGUUACGAGUAUUGCCGGAACAACAAGGGAUAUCGUAGAGUCGCAUUAUGACAUUGCAGGAUAUCCAGUCAUUCUUGCUGACACUGCCGGAUUACGGGCGGACACUGAUGAUGUGGUUGAAUGUGAAGGUAUUGCACGUGCUCGAACGUACGUUGAAUGUGCCGAUCUGCUAUUGUUGGUAGUGGAUGCUUCUCGUAUCGGACCGAUCGAUAGGAUGGAUGCUUUUAUAGGAGAAUACAUACAAGCGCUCGGGAUUGAAAAGCAUUUGAUGUCCCGUAUACUGAUAGUCCUUAACAAAUGUGAUUUGUUGGACAAUGUUACGCUUGAACGGCUGAAAAACAAUACCACCUUGAGUUGCUUGUCCUGUGUGAGUGAGACAGGUUUAGCAGAGCUUAUGGAACGUGUAAAAGUUCGUCUGGAGCAGCUGUGCGGUAAUCCCUCCGUGGAAAGUCCUACUAUAAGCCAGGAACGGCAUCGUUUCCAUCUGAAGCAGUGUUUAUCGCAUCUUGAGCGUUUUCUAGACUAUUUCAAGGAAACAACCGGAACGGAUCGCGAUCUAGCUAUCGUUACGCACCAUUUGCGUAAUGCGGUACGUUGCAUUGGAAAGAUUACCGGUGCGAUCGAAACGGAAGAGAUACUUGAUGUAAUUUUUAGUACAUUUUGCAUAGGCAAAUAA